AUGUCGCGGCCGUCGAUAAACAGAAAAGCAUCCGCAGGGCUGCUUUCUCGCUCAGGUCGUCCUGCUCUCUCUACAAUCCCAGAAUCGUCUGGACGACGCCCUUCAAUUGGUACAGGCGCAGUUAGCGCCAAUGUACAAACCGAUGGCGGAGGUGCCAAAGCCCAACGAACGUCCAAAACAUCCACAAAGCUCGUUGUUCUCCCUUCCGAACCUCAAACAAAGCCUUUACCCGGAGAGCUUGAAGAUGUCGAGAGUACAACACUGAUCACGCGGAAGGGUCGUUCAGACCUGAAGAGUGAAGGCGAACGGAUGAGCAAGACGGAGAGGAAUCGUGCCGGAUACAAACGGCUUACAGCGUACUGCGUCGCUGAGUCGUUUCGUAUGAAGCUCCUUGCUGCGUUUCUAAAACGGGAACAUAAUGUGCACCCGCGCGUGUUUGACGAGGCCUUAUACGUCAUGUACCACUUGCCUCUUCUGUCGGGCUAUGACCCGAACGUCAACGUGCGAUCAUCAUCUGCACCAGCCAAGGUACCCGGCGGAAGUGAUUUCUUAGCUGCGCUCUCCGAAGCAGAGGAAAACGGUUACGAAGGGACGUACUUCUCUCCCCAACCUACGACCGAUGGCUUCGACUCUGAAGGGUUCAUCCCGUCAAGCUCCCCAGAAGACGCGCGACAACAGCCCUACCAGCCAAUGAGCGGCAAAACACGCCCCCGGACGAGAAAGAUGGAGGAAGAGAACGUUGCAGAGGUCGUGUUCUUUGCGUAUGGCGUCGUCGUAUUUUACGGCCUUGAGGAGAGCCAGGAGAGAGCAAUCAUCGAUGACAUCGACCAUGCUGCUGUCUUGACGCGAAAGAUUGGGGAAGACGACUGGGAAAUUGAGGAGUGUCAUUUCGCGUACGACCCCUUCGCUGCAUAUCCACGGAUAUACAACGACCUUUUCACUUUCAAGUCUCAUUCUCAUCUCCUAAAACUCUCCAUCGCACAUGCACUCGCACAAUCUACCCUCCUCGCACGAUACGAAUCCAAAACAUCCCUCGUCCUCUCCGAUCCACGUACAUUGUUCAUUCCACGCACCCUCGCCAAAACAGGCGAGCUCCGUCUCAGGCGCCGAGACGCCCUUCGACUCACUGGACGUCUCUUCGCUCUCCGACGGGACGUCAACCUCGUCUCCAACGUACUCGACGUACCCGAAUUAUUCUGGAGCGAGGCAAGCCUGAAGGACCUAUACGAUGCAGUGAGAGAGUAUAUGGAAAUUGGACAGAGAGUGACUGUCUUGAAUGAGAAGUUGGCUGUGGCUAGUGAUUUACUUGAUUUGAUACAUAAUCAUUUGAAUGGGAACGCGAUGGAGAGGAUAACGUGGAUUAUUAUCUGGUUGAUCGUCGUUGCUUGUCUUGUUGAAUUGGGAGAAGUCAUAGCGCGAUUAAUCGUGCAUGCCACCAUGUCCAACAGCGAUGCCAGUAUAAGCAGUAGUGCCGGAGCAGCUGCAUCUCAUCUUCCCUUAUCUCGAGACGAAGCAUUUGUAGCACUGGAAAACAUCAUGCGCAAGCAAGUUUAA
Messenger RNA from Fomitiporia mediterranea MF3/22, 1554 nucleotides. RefSeq names its product DUF155-domain-containing protein. The transcript has 5 exons. The record is from RefSeq and is a predicted model, not a curated record. The coding region runs from base 1 to 1554 and encodes 517 amino acids. Lineage: Eukaryota; Fungi; Basidiomycota; Agaricomycetes; Hymenochaetales; Hymenochaetaceae.